Urocitellus parryii (Arctic ground squirrel) is the source of this 9137-nucleotide messenger RNA. It is a transcript of the gene Kmt2e, whose product is annotated as lysine methyltransferase 2E (inactive). Gene Ontology annotation, cellular component: Rpd3L-Expanded complex; Set3 complex. The record is from RefSeq and is a predicted model, not a curated record. Lineage: Eukaryota; Metazoa; Chordata; Mammalia; Rodentia; Sciuridae. Gene Ontology annotation, biological process: regulation of DNA-templated transcription.
CGCCGCCAUUUUCCCAGAGCGAGAAGCAGUGACACUGAGCGGGCGAAGGGGGCCGAGUCGGAGACCGUGCCUGAGUUCGGGAGCGGCAACAGAGGGGGCAUAGACACACCGAACAACCUCGCCGCCGCCUCUGCGUUCUUGUUGACUGCCUGGGUGCCCCCUCCCCUACUCCUUGGUUCCUGGCGAAGAGGCUGCGCGCUGCUGUUUGGGGAGGGGGUGUGUGGAGCCGGGUCCUGUGUCCGCAGUGGCUGCUGUCGGGGGUUCGUCUGAUUGCGAAGGUGUGGAGAGACUCCUUGGGGGUCGAGCAAAUAACGGGGUUCGGGUGUCUGGUGUGUGAACAUCACAGGUCUAUUCUGGAUAGCAGGUUUUGUGAAGACAUUUAUUCUUUCUUGGACCUCAGAUUUCCCAGACAUCUCAUGGGUUUGUGGAUGCACUUAGAUGUUUGCAAUGAGCACUGUGGCUGGCAUGCCCCAGUGUUUUGGAUACCAAUGCAUAGGACUCCAUAGUAAUCGAAUUUACCAGAGGCGAACGUCAUGAGCAUAGUGAUCCCAUUGGGGGUUGAUACAGCAGAAACGUCAUACUUGGAAAUGGCUGCAGGCUCAGAACCAGAAUCCGUAGAAGCUAGCCCUGUGGUAGUUGAGAAAUCCAACAGUUAUCCCCACCAGUUAUAUACCAGCAGCUCACAUCAUUCACACAGUUACAUUGGUUUGCCCUAUGCGGACCAUAAUUAUGGUGCUCGUCCUCCUCCAACACCUCCAGCUUCCCCUCCUCCAUCAGUUCUUAUUAGCAAAAAUGAAGUAGGCAUAUUUACCACUCCUAAUUUUGAUGAAACUUCCAGUGCUACUACAAUCAGCACAUCUGAGGAUGGAAGUUAUGGUACUGAUGUAACCAGGUGCAUAUGUGGUUUUACACAUGAUGAUGGAUACAUGAUCUGUUGUGACAAAUGCAGUGUUUGGCAACAUAUUGAUUGCAUGGGGAUUGAUAGACAGCAUAUUCCUGAUACCUAUCUAUGUGAACGUUGUCAGCCUAGGAAUUUGGAUAAAGAGAGGGCGGUGCUACUACAACGCCGGAAAAGGGAAAAUAUGUCAGAUGGUGAUACCAGUGCAACUGAGAGUGGUGAUGAAGUUCCUGUGGAAUUAUACACUGCAUUUCAACAUACUCCAACUUCAAUUACUUUAACUGCUUCAAGAGUUUCCAAGGUCAAUGAUAAAAGAAGGAAAAAAAGUGGGGAGAAAGAACAAAACAUUUCAAAAUGUAAAAAAGCCUUUCGUGAAGGAUCUAGAAAGUCAUCAAGAGUUAAGGGUUCAGCUCCAGAAAUUGAUCCUUCAUCUGAUGGUUCAAAUUUUGGAUGGGAGACAAAAAUCAAAGCAUGGAUGGAUCGAUAUGAAGAGGCAAACAAUAACCAAUAUAGUGAGGGUGUCCAGAGGGAGGCACAAAGAAUAGCUCUUAGAUUAGGCAGUGGAAAUGAUAAAAAAGACAUGAAUAAAUCAGAAUUGAACACCAACAAUUUACUCUUCAAACCUCCUGUAGAGAGCCAUAUACAAAAGAAUAAAAAAAUUCUGAAAUCUGCCAAAGAUUUGCCUCCUGAUGCACUUAUCAUUGAAUACAGAGGGAAGUUUAUGUUGAGAGAACAGUUUGAAGCAAAUGGAUAUUUCUUUAAAAGACCAUACCCUUUUGUUUUAUUCUACUCAAAAUUUCAUGGGCUAGAAAUGUGUGUUGACGCAAGAACUUUUGGGAAUGAGGCUCGAUUCAUCAGGCGUUCUUGUACACCCAAUGCAGAAGUGAGGCAUGAAAUUGAAGAUGGAACUAUACAUCUUUACAUUUAUUCUAUACAAAGUAUUCCAAAGGGUACUGAAAUUACUAUCGCCUUUGAUUUUGAUUAUGGGAAUUGUAAGUACAAGGUGGAUUGUGCCUGCCUCAAAGACAAUCUAGAGUGCCCUGUUCUGAAACGUAGUUCUGAAUCUACGGAAAAUAUCAACAGUGGUUAUGAGACCAGAAGGAAAAAAGGAAAAAAAGACAAAGAUAUUUCAAAAGAAAAAGAUACACAAAAUCAGAAUAUUACUUUGGAUUGUGAUGGAACAGUCAACAAAAUAAAGAGUCCAGAAACAAAACAGAGAAAGCUUUCUCCCCUGAGAUUAUCAGUAUCAAAUAAUCAGGAACCAGAUUUUAUUGAUGAUAUAGAAGAAAAAACUCCUAUUAGCAAUGAAGUAGAAAUGGAAUCAGAGGAGCAGAUUGCAGAAAGGAAAAGAAAGAUGACAAGAGAAGAAAGGAAAAUGGAAGCAAUUUUGCAAGCUUUUGCCAGACUUGAAAAGAGAGAGAAAAGACGAGAACAAGCUUUGGAACGGAUCAGCACAGCCAAAACUGAAGUUAAAACUGAAUGUAAAGAUGCACAGCUUGUCAGUGAUGCUGAAGUUAUUCAGGAACAAGUAAAGGAAGAAACUGCUAACAAGCCAACCCCUGCCAAAGUGAAUAGAACAAAACAGAGAAAAAGUUUUUCUCGAAGUAGGACUCACAUUGGACAGCAGCGUCGGAGACACAGAACUGUCAGCAUGUGUUCAGAUAUCCAGCCAUCUUCUCCUGAUAUAGAAGUUACAUCACAACAAAAUGAUAUCGAAAAUACUGUACUUGCCAUAGAACCAGAAACUGAAACUGCAGUAGCAGAAAUAAUUACUGAAACUGAAGUCCCAGCACUUAAUAAAUGUCCUACAAAGUACCCCAAAACAAAGAAGCACUUGGUCAAUGAAUGGUUAAGUGAGAAGAAUGAGAAGACAGGAAAGCCUUCAGACAGCCUUUCAGAAAGGCCUCUGCGUAUAACUACAGAUCCAGAAGUGUUAGCUACACAGCUCAAUUCUUUACCAGGCCUCACUUAUAGUCCCCAUGUAUACUCUACACCUAAGCAUUAUAUUAGAUUUACUUCACCAUUCCUUUCAGAAAAAAGGAGAAGGAAAGAACCUACUGAAAACAUUUCUGGCUCAUGCAAAAAGCGAUGGUUGAAACAAGCUCUAGAAGAAGAAAAUUCAGCAAUUUUACACAGAUUUAAUUCACCCUUUCAAGAAAGAUCCAGAAGUCCUACAGUCAAUGGUGAAAAUAAAAGUCCACUACUAUUAAAUGAUAGCUGUUCCCUUCCAGAUUUAACUACACCACUAAAAAAACGAAGACUUUAUCAGUUGCUAAAUUCUGUUUACUCAGAAACCUCCACACCUACUCCUUCACCAUAUGCUACACCAACUCAUACGGAUAUUACUCCUAUGGACCCAUCAUUUGCCACUCCUCCACGGAUAAAAUCAGAUGAUGAAACUUGUAGAAAUGGAUAUAAACCUAUAUAUUCACCAGUUACUCCAGUAACUCCUGGUACACCAGGAAAUACCAUGCACUUUGAGAAUAUUUCUUCCCCAGAAAGUUCUCCAGAAAUAAAGAGACGCACUUACAGCCAAGAGGGAUAUGAGAGAUCUUCAACCAUCUUAACUUUGGGGCCUUUUAGAAAUUCUAGUUUAACUGAGUUGGGUCUGCAAGAAAUAAAGACCAUUGGUUAUACCAGCCCUAGAAGUAGGACUGAAGUCAACAGGCAGUGCCCUGGAGAAAAGGAACCUGUGUCAGACCUUCAACUGGGACUGGAUGCAGUUGAGUCAAGCGCUUUACAUAAAACAGUGGAAACACCUGCACAUGACAGGACUGAGCCUAACAGCCAACUGGAUUCGACUCACUCUGGACGGGGCACAAUAUAUUCUUCCUGGGUAAAGAGUCCUGACAGAACAGGAGUUAACUUCUCAGUGAACUCCAACCUGAGGGACUUGACACCCUCACACCAAUUGGAGGUUGGAGGAGGCUUCCGAAUAAGUGAGUCAAAGUGCCUGAUGCAGGAUGAUACUAGAGGCAUGUUUAUGGAAACAGCUCUGUUUUGUACUUCCGAAGAUGGGCUUGUCUCUGGUUUUGGACGGACCGUUAAUGACAAUUUGAUCGACGGGAAUUGCACACCCCAGAAUCCACCACAAAAGAAAAAGGUUUCUCUAUUAGAAUACCGUAAGAGACAACGUGAAGCUAGGAAAAGUGGCUCUAAGACAGAAAACUUUCCUCUGGUUAGUAUAUCACCUCAUGCAAGUGGAAACCUGAGCAACAAUAGUGAUGGGUGUGUCCAAAGUAAUGAAACCGGAGAACAGGCAGAAAACACAGCUAGCCUGCCUUUACCAACACCAGCUGCAGUUUAUAAUGCUACUUCUGAAGAAACCAGCAAUAACUGUCCUGCUAAAGAAGCUGCCAGUGAGAAGAAUGAACCUGAAGUUCAGUGGACUGCCUCCACUUCAGUGGAACAAGUGAGAGAAAGGAGUUACCAGAGAGCUUUACUUCUUAGUGAUCACCGAAAAGAUAAAGACAGUGGGGGAGAAUCACCUUGUGUCUCAUGUUCACCGAGUCAUGUUCAGUCUUCACCUUCAUCUCAUUCAAAUCACAUUUCCCAGUUGCAAGCUAAAGGCCUAGCCCCUUCUUUCAGUGAACUCAUGGAAGACCCUGACUCUGAAAAUCCAGAACCCACAACUACAAAUGAAUGUCCAUCCCCAGAUACGUCUCAAAACACUUGUAAAAGCCCUUCAAAAAUGAGCAAGCCUGGUUCACCGGGACCUGUAAUUCCUGCUCAACCACAUGGGAAAAUACUCACAAAACCAGAUCCCCAUUGGGAGACAACAGUUAUUGUAUCAGAAGCUGAGAACAAUGUUCACCUAAAAACAGAGCUCCAAMAAAAACAGCUAUCAAAUAACACCCAAGCACUUUCAAAGAACCAUCCUCCUCAGCCACAUGUUCGCAGUUCAUCUGAGCAACUUUCACAAAAGCUGCCUUCUGCACCAACGAAGUUGCACUGUCCUCCAUCACCCCACAUAGAAAACCCUCCUAAGCCAUCUACGCCUCACACACCUGUACAGCAUGGUUAUCUCUCACCAAAGCCUCCUGCACAGCAGUUAGGAUCUCCCUACAGGCCUCAUCAUUCACAGUCACCUCAAGUUGGAACCCCUCAGCGAGAGCCUCAGAGAAAUUUUUAUCCAGCAGCACAGAACCUUCAAGCCAAUACUCAGCAGGCAACUUCUGGAACAUUAUUUACACAGACACCCUCAGGACAAUCUUCAGCAACAUACAGUCAGUUUAACCAACAAAGUGUGAACAGCACGGCACCACCACCCCCACCCCCUCCGCCUCCUUCUUCGGCUUAUUAUCAAAACCAGCAGCCCCCUGCAAACUUUCAGAAUUAUAAUCAGCUCAAAGGUAGUCUUGCCCAACAAACUGUGUUUACAUCAGGACCAAAUCAAGCACUUCCUGGCACCACAAGCCAGCAAUCAGUUCCAGGACACCAUGUUACUCCAGGGCAUUUUUUGUCCUCUCAGAACCCCACCAUUCACCAUCAAACUUCUGCUGCUGUCGUCCCACCCCCUCCUCCUCCACCACCUGCUCCAGGACCACACCUUGUACAACAGCCGAAUUCCCAUCAGCAACACUCUGUAGCACAUGUAGUAGGGGCAGUUCAUGCUGUCACUCCUGGGUCACAUAUGCAUUCUCAAACUGCUGGACACCAUUUACCACCACCCCCUCCACCCCCUGGUCCUGCCCCUCAUCACCAUCCACCACCCCAUCCUUCCACAGGACUCCAAGGUCUACAAGCACAACACCAGCAUGUUGUAAAUUCAGCACCCCCACCUCCUCCUCCCCCUCCUCCGUCCAGUGUUUUGGCUUCUGGGCAUCAUACGACAUCAGGCCAAGCUUUACACCACCCACCUCAUCAAGGACCUCCACUUUUUCCUUCAAGUGCUCAUCCAGCUGUACCACCGUAUCCCUCACAAGCUACACAUCAUACCACUUUGGGACCGGGACCCCAACACCAGCCUUCUGGAACAGGGCCACAUUGUCCAUUACCUGUUGCAGGUCCUCAUCUCCAGCCCCAAGGACCAAACAGUAUUCCAACACCUACUGCUUCAGGGUUCUGUCCUCAUCCUGGCUCUGUGGCCCUGCCACAUGGGGUGCAAGGACCUCAGCAGGCAUCGCCAGUGCCUGGACAGAUUCCAAUUCACAGAGCACAGGUGCCACCAACGUUUCAGAACAAUUACCAUGGUUCAGGGUGGCAUUAAAAUGGACUCCAAAAACAUUUUUUAAAAUGUUCUGUAAGAUAAACUGUAUAUUUCAUAUGUACCUAUUAAGGUACUUUUUAAAGCUUGUACAUGAAACUUUGUAUAAAAAAAAAACAAAAACAAAAACCAGUGCUCUUUCAUUGUAUUUUUCCCAUUUUUGCUUUUUAAAAUUCCUUAAAAAAAAAAAAUGUGCUAAGCCAGUAUUAGGUAUCUUUAUUUUAUAAGUGAACAUUCCAGCUGUUUUCUGGCAAUAGAUUUGAUGCUACAUGAUCUUUAAAUUUUAUUGUUGCAGUUGAAUUCAUUUAGUGAAUGUUUUCUAUAUUAUUUUCUACAUAUGCAUUAAGUACACAGCUAAGUAAUGGCACUAUGAAGUUUUUUUUUUUUUUUUUUUUUUGGUCAGCAGUUCUAUGAGUGCAACUUAGGUAUAAAAUGCAAUACAGAUUUUUAUAGUUUGGUGUGGACAUGGCUCAUUUUGUUUUAUCAGUUAUUUGCAAGCAGAAUGUAAUUUAAUGUAUAGAUGAUUUCUAAUGUCUCCUGACAAACUGUAAAUACUGCAUUUCUUUUGCGUAUAUAAUUGCUUACAGCUUUUUUCAUUUGAUAUAUAGCAUUGUACAUAUGACAAGUCUUUUGCAAAACUGUGUGAUCUUUGUGAAAGUAGUACAGUAUAUGACCUUUCAUUUCUUUUUUAUUUUAAAUAUACUGUCACAUUGAAGCACUGGUUGGGCAUUUUAAUUCAUGUUAAUAAAUCACAAUUAUGUCAGUUUUACCAGAUUGUCCUGUACAACUUCUAAGAUGGGGGUCUGCUUGACUGAUUUUAUGAGAGUUACAGUUUUCAAAUACAAUUUGUAAAGAAACUUAAAUUUUCUGUAGUGACUACUACCUCAGGAGGAGAGCUAGAGGGAGUAAGAGGUUGUUCCCAUCAUGGUUUCUACUUGCCAUUUAUGCAGGAGCAAGAAUCACAGGAAAUUAAAUAGUCAUGCUGUGUAAGUCUACUUAAGUAUGUGACACCACAAUGAAUCCAGACCACUACCGAUUUACACACGAUAAAAAGUUACAGACUGCAAUUUACAAGUUAUUUAAAAAAAAAUUAGUAUGCCUAAAAAACAGCAAUAUCUAAUUUGCACAUUUUAGAACACGACUGAAAUAUUGAUAAGUGAAACGGGUGUCUUUAAAUUUGGCUUGGGUAUACAAAACUAAAGGGAAAUGGCAUUAUUUAAGAAAAAUAAAUGGCCUCUCAAGUGAAUUUUUUGUUGCCUAAAUAUAAAAUGCUAGUUMAAUUUUGAAAAUAAAAAUUCCCAGCCUUUGCCUUCUACUUCUUAGGUAUACACUAAUUAAGUGUAUACAAUAGCAAUGACACUGUUUUUAUCAACAUUUUUCAUCAUCCAAAUACUUUGACAUAAUUUGGGCACUAUAUACUAUACAUAUUUUGUGCAUUAGGAGAAAAAAAGUAAAUAGACUUAAAAAAAUGAAUGAGAUUUGGUAUGUUUUAAGAUUUUAAUUUCCAUUUCCUUUUGAAAAUUAGCUGACGAUGGUGCAUCAAUACAGCUUAUCUAGAGUUCAAUCCUAAUGAGCUUUAAGAACAAAGGUCAACUUUGCCAUCAUUGAUCUUCAAACAAAACGCUGCUUAUGUUAAUGACUAAAAAAACAUUUGAGAAGAAAUGAGUUUACAUCAUCUGUCCCUCUCGAUAGUUUCAAACACAGCAAAGUUAACUGGCAUGUGAAAUAUCAAUAUUCAUCUCUUUAGAAGGCCCCCACCUAAAGCAUUUUUAUUCCUACUUUGGCCUACUACAAAACUAAUAUAUACAUAAGCUUCUGUGUAAAACCGUGAAACAGUAAAUAAAUUCUUUGACUCUUUGAUGGACACAUACAUUCUUUAAACAUUGUCCUCUACCAAACUUUCAUUUUAAAAAAGAGAAAAAAAUAUGAAAUUUUAGGAAAUAAUAUACAGAAAUAAACAGUUUCUCUAUGCCCAUGGAAAGUUCCCAUACUUUAUCCCAUUAAUAAGUUAUGUAUGGUCCAAGUACAGGAAGAAGCAAGUAGUACAUCAGUUUUCACCUAAAAGUAUAUGCCCCUUUGAAGUUCUUAAUAUCCAUUUGUUCUUGGCCCUUGAGCAGUACUGUUGGCCAAUGUGCAGACAGCCAGGUUCUGAACUGGCUAUAAUCCCCUAUGUGAUCCACUGCUUGCAACUUUCCAUGAAGACUUCACAUGGACCACAGGAAAAAAGAUAGGAUAUUCAAUGAAGUUCACUAAGCAGGCUACAAUAUUUAGCACAACUAGUGGUUCUCCUUUGCCUUGUAUGCAUUCUUUAUCAACAAGCCACCAAGAAUCUGUUAAAACCAUAUAGUUCCUAAUACAAAUGUAAUUCCUUCUAGAACAACUGUUUCUACAUAGAAAACAAGUUAGUAUUUAGGCUAUUUUAUCAUAAGGAUACCACCUUAAAAUUAGUUUUCUUCCUAACAUGAACUAAAACUGCAUUAGACAAAUUUCAUUCAAGUAUACUCUAACCUUCCAGAAAAUUCUUACCCAGAGGACACAUAUGUACUCUGGCUCCUGUAAAAAUGUUUCCAGUGCAAUUCGUGCAUAAUAGCAUCACUGGUCAUAGAAUCUACACGGAAACCUAUAGCCUCACUAGAAAAACUUAGCAUGAAGAUCUCGUCAAUGAAUGGUUCAUUCUACCUCACAGCAACAUAAGAUAUAAUGCCAGUUCCUAAGAGGAUUGUCUCUCUCAUUCCCUCAGAGUGAAUGCUGUUAAGGAAAAUUUGAGAAGUUUAAAAUGCAGUUAGUAUGUUUUUGAUGAAACAUGGAUAAAAAAGAUGACAAGUUGAAGGUAAUGAAUCUAUACUGUUAUCAUCUUUCCUAAAUACUUUCUGCCCUCAAAAAUAAAUGAUUUCCUUAUAAUAAGCUUUAAUGCAUGUUCUACAACUAUAUAUGCUGCAGCAAGAAUGUUGGUAUUCUUUUUAGUUUGGAAGACACUGAAAGCAAAUGUUUGUUGAUCCUGUCACUUCAAAUAUAGGGCAAUGACCAAGGCAA